This is a messenger RNA of Pelagomonas calceolata, 690 nucleotides long. The record is from the annotation of a GenBank genome assembly. NCBI's taxonomy places the organism in Eukaryota, Pelagophyceae, Pelagomonadales, Pelagomonadaceae.
AUGCUUAUAGAGAAGCACUUACUCGAAGUUCAGCGACAGCCCCAUGGCCUCCAAUUCCACCUGGUACCGGUCGUAGUCCGACGCGUAGAGGUCCUUCAACUUCUGGCGCCGCGCAAUCACCAAUUCGGCGUCCAGACACCGCGCCUCGUCCUCCGCCGCCGCCGCCGCCCGCUUCCGCAGCGCGUUCAGCUUCUUCUGCGUGCCCUUGGCCUCGAACUGGACGCGCUGGUGCACCUCCUGCAAUUCGUUGACGUACUUUUGGGCCUGCGGGGCAAUCCAAGGUCAAGUUGCGCUUCAACUCGGGGUGUGUCGUGGUUUGGGGGAGGUGUUACUCUCCAUACUGGGUCGAGGGUAUCGCUCGGAGGUCGUGUCCGAGUUUCGGUGCCGAGAUCGCGAGACGCGGGUACGUGCGCGCUCGCAGCGCUCUUCCCUAUCCUUCAUCUCCUUGAUCUUGCCCGUGUCGGCCAUCCUUGCCUCGGGGGGUCAGCUGCCCCUCCCUGUUGACUUAGGUCUCGCGGGUGGCGCUGGUAUGGCUGCCCCUACCAAGUAUCGAGCUGGCGCUGCUUAGGCUGCCCGUCCGGCGGUCGCGGGUGCGCUGGGGGUGCCGUGCGACAGGGGCGCGUCUCCCGGUCCUUUGGUGAACCUAGAGCCUCGUGGAGGGCCCAAGACCAGCGCGCGGACGAUAACGCC